This is a messenger RNA of Aricia agestis (brown argus), 556 nucleotides long. RefSeq names its product 60S ribosomal protein L27a (gene RpL27A). The transcript has 5 exons. Bases 79 to 525 code for a protein of 148 amino acids. Gene Ontology annotation, molecular function: structural constituent of ribosome. NCBI's taxonomy places the organism in Eukaryota, Metazoa, Arthropoda, Insecta, Lepidoptera, Lycaenidae. Gene Ontology annotation, cellular component: cytosolic large ribosomal subunit; ribosome. The record is from RefSeq and is a predicted model, not a curated record. Gene Ontology annotation, biological process: translation.
GACAUUUUAUAGACCGUCACUGUCAAAGUUUGCUUGCCUUCUUCUCUUUCUUUGAGUUUGUAAUCGCAAGCUGGAAGUAUGGCCACCUCAAAGAAGAAGACCAGGAAGCUGAGAGGGCACGUAAGCCACGGCCAUGGACGUAUUGGCAAACACCGCAAGCACCCCGGUGGUCGCGGUAACGCUGGUGGAGAACACCACCACAGAAUCAACAUGGACAAAUACCAUCCAGGAUACUUCGGAAAGCUUGGCAUGAGGAAUUUCCAUUUAAGAAGAAACAAGGAGUUCUGUCCUGUGUUAAAUUUGGACAAACUGUGGACCCUGGUGUCGGAACAGUCAAGGCUAAAGUAUGCCAAUGCUACUGAUGGCAAAGUGCCCGUCAUCAACAUUGUCAAAGCUGGUUACUACAAAUUAUUAGGCAAAGGCAAGCUUCCCAAGCAGCCUGUUAUUGUAAAGGCCAAGUUCUUCUCCAAGACUGCUGAGAAGAAAAUCAAGGAUGUUGGUGGAGUGUGCGUACUAUCUGCGUAAAUUAAGUUACAAAUAAAAGUAAAAAAACUAA